AACACCCCCAUUUAGCAAUACAUAGAAUCUCUUCAUUCAUAUUCAAUCCUUCGUUUGUUGAGAGGACAAUUACAUUCACAAUGGUAGUUCUUCCUAGUAGGUUCCUUUGCUUUCAAAGCUUUCUCCUUCUCAUGAUAAUGGUGUCUGAUCAAGCCAGAGCCCAACCAAACUUCACUGCUUUUUGCAUGAAAGACCAAGGCAACUACACCCUCAACAGCACCUACCACAACAACCUCAACACCCUCCUCUCCAAUCUCCUUUCCAACACAGAAAUCAACUAUGGUUUCUACAAUUCCUCCUAUGGCCAAGGCAUUGAAAAAGUUUCAGCCAUAGCACUCUGUAGAGGAGACCUCAAACGUGACGAAUGCCUCACCUGCCUCAACAACUCAAGGUUCAACCUCACACUGCAUUGUCCCAACCAAAAAGAGGCAAUUGGGUAUAUUGAAAGGUGCAUGCUGAGGUACUCCAACAGGCAAAUUUUUGGUGAGAUGGAGAAGACUCCUACGAUUCGCAUGAGGAACUUCCGCAACAAUGUGAUAGAUGUGGAUGCGUUCAACAAGGUUCUGGGGAGCUUGUUGAACAGCCUGAAAAUCAGGGCUGUGUCAGGGGACUCGCGCUUAAAGUACGCUACCGGAAACGUUUCUAGUCCAAAUCUUCCAGACUUGUAUGGCCUGGUGCAGUGCACGCCUGAUCUUUCGAGCCAACAAUGUGAUUCGUGCUUGAUCGGGGCUAUUGGAGAGAUACCAUCAUGUUGUGAAAGGAAGCUAGGUGGUAGAGUUAUUAGACCAAGUUGUAAUAUGAGAUAUGAAGGCAGCCUCUUCUAUGAGUAUCAACCACCACCAUCCUCACCACCACCACCAAUUUCAACUUCCAAUAAUCAGACUUCAUCCGAAGGGAAGAGUAACACAUCUAAAAUUGCCAUAGCCAUAGCAGUUCCAGUUGUAUUGGUUGCAUUGGUGCUCAUUUCUAUCUGCAUCUAUUCACGAGUGAAGAAGCCAAGUGAAAAUUUUGAAAGUGAUGAUUAUGAUGAUGAAAUUGAAACCAAUGAGUCACUGCACUUCAACUUUGACACCAUACGAGUUGCUACAAAUGAUUUUUCUGAUUCUAAUAAGAUUGGAGAAGGUGGAUUUGGUGCUGUUUACUCGGGUAAGCUAACCAAUGGACAAGAUAUUGCUGUCAAAAGAUUGUCAAUGAAUUCUGGCCAAGGAGAUAUGGAAUUUAAGAAUGAAGUGCUUCUAGUGGCCAAGCUUCAACAUAGAAAUUUAGUUAGGCUACUUGGUUUCAGUUUGAAAGGGAGAGAAAGGCUCCUUAUCUAUGAAUUUGUUCCAAAUAAAAGUCUUGACUACAUCAUAUUUGAUCCAACCAGGAAAGCGCAAUUGGAUUGGGAAAUGCGCCACAAAAUCAUACAUGGUAUUGCUCGAGGCCUUCUUUACCUUCAUGAGGAUUCGCGAUUGCGCAUUAUACAUCGCGAUCUCAAAGCAAGCAAUAUUCUCCUAGACGACGAGCUGAAUGCUAAGAUAGCAGAUUUUGGCAUGGCAAGACUGAUUGUUGUGGACCAAACACAAGAAAAUACAAAUAGAAUUGUUGGAACCUAG
Molecule: messenger RNA, 1595 nt
Organism: Lotus japonicus
Lineage: Eukaryota; Viridiplantae; Streptophyta; Magnoliopsida; Fabales; Fabaceae
Product: cysteine-rich receptor-like protein kinase 10
Exons: 5
Coding region: 81-1595 (504 amino acids)
Biological process (GO): protein phosphorylation
Molecular function (GO): ATP binding; protein kinase activity
Source: RefSeq, a predicted model, not a curated record